Molecule: messenger RNA, 1600 nt
Organism: Erigeron canadensis
Lineage: Eukaryota; Viridiplantae; Streptophyta; Magnoliopsida; Asterales; Asteraceae
Exons: 3
Coding region: 179-1426 (415 amino acids)
Biological process (GO): RNA processing
Source: RefSeq, a predicted model, not a curated record
AACCCGAUUUUACGUAUCUGCAACAUUGCAGUCGGCAACCCCCUCUCCCUUUUUCAGAUUCGUCUUGUGUUUAACUUUAGCCAUAGUCGCAGUCUCUUUUGCAGGAUCCACCAUUGUGAAAAAGAAAAGAAGAUUUUGUAAUUGUUUAUCAACAAUAUUUAGAGAAAACAUUGGAAGCAUGGGAAAGAAAGGAUCGAGCAACAAGGCAGCCGCUGCAGCUUCUAGGCCUCAUAUGUCAGUUACAAUUAAAGAAGCUUUAACUGGGAAGAAACAUAUCAAUGCUAAGUCUUCGUUGAAGUUACAACAUUUAAAGGACCUUGCAGUUUGGGCCAGCCAUGAUGCUGCCAUACCUCCAUUGGGUGCUUUCUUUGGUCAUCAUUUUGCUGCUGCUUCUGAAGCAUUGACAGCACCAGUUGACCCAUCCUUGUUAACUUGUCAAAGAUGUGAGACUAUACUUCACCCUGGCUACAAUUGUACCAUCCGAAUUGAGAAAAGCAAGAGAAGUACUCGAUGCAAAGGCAAAGGCAAGGAACCUGCAUGCUAUUCUCAGAAUAACAUUGUCUACACUUGUCAUUUUUGUUCACACCGAAAUAUGAAAAGAGGCACCCAGAGAACAAGUUUACCAAAGGUCAAAGCACAUCAAAAAUCGACCAAUAGAAAAACUGGUUGCACAGGUAUUUCUUCUAAUUUUCCUAAAGAUGAUGUUAUCGCACCACUAGCGCCCAUGGUAGACAACACUUUCAAGGGACAAAACAUGGGUAUUGUGGGGAUAAGUGAGACAUCGGAAGUCAAUGACGAUAUAAACUCUACAGCAGCUCCACAUUUGUCCUCAGCAGAACCUUGCAAGGAUGAUAUGAACUCUACAGCAGCUCGACUUUCACCCUCAGCAGACGCUUCUUACACGGGUAAAACUAUGGGUACUGUGGAGAUAAUUGAGACAUUGGAAGUCAAAAACGACUCUGCUGAUAUGAGUUCAUUAACCUCUCCACUGGGGUCCACAACAGUUGACCCCAUGGACAAAAUGGGUAUUGUGGAGAUAAACGAACCAUUGGAAGUCAAAGACGAAUCUGCCAAUAUAAAUACUCUAUCAGCUCCGCUGAGGUCCUCACUAGAUAACUCCAGGGAUAUAAAGGGUCUUGCUGAGAUAAACAAAACAUUGGUGGUUCAAAACAACAAUGCUGUAUUUAGUCCGACUACGCCAUCCAGUAGACCAGCCUUGACUCCGCUGGAGUUAAAGAAGAAGAGAGAUCGAUCAAAGGCUAAGAAAAAAGUGGCAUCUGGAAGUACUCAUGAAGGUGCAAAUGCAGAGAAUUCGUUGAGCAAAUCUAAAAGACGGAGAAGAAAGUCUUGGACUAGCUUGAAAGAGAUUGCUAAGAAGAAUGAAAUUGAGAACUCCAAAAGGUUGAUGAACUCCAGAAUGUUUUAAAUAAAAGUUGCUGUUCAAAAAAAAAUUAUGUAUUACACAUGCUCAUGAAAAUUUUAGGAGUUUUGCGUUAUAAAUUCUAUUAGCACUACUAUUUGGUCCAUAAAUUAUGGUUGAUUGAUACUGUACAGUGUGCCAAGUUUUGAUUGUCCGGAAGUAUCAUCCAAAUGAAAUGAA